Pseudoliparis swirei is the source of this 3746-nucleotide messenger RNA. It is a transcript of the gene homer1b, whose product is annotated as homer scaffold protein 1b. The record is from RefSeq and is a predicted model, not a curated record. Gene Ontology annotation, biological process: regulation of store-operated calcium entry; G protein-coupled glutamate receptor signaling pathway. Gene Ontology annotation, cellular component: cytoplasm; plasma membrane; postsynaptic density. NCBI's taxonomy places the organism in Eukaryota, Metazoa, Chordata, Actinopteri, Perciformes, Liparidae. Gene Ontology annotation, molecular function: G protein-coupled glutamate receptor binding. The transcript is spliced from 8 exons. The coding region runs from base 88 to 1305 and encodes 405 amino acids.
UGAGGCUUCAGGUGUUUGCGGGAACCGGUUCAAGACAAUGAGCACACGUAGUCGUCUUUUGACAGCCUCUCUUUCUCCGGCGUAACUAUGGAGGAUGGCGAGUUAGUAAUCCGGUUGCCAGGGCGAUCUGACUCACCCGUGGGCAAUAUUAGCCGUGGCGCCGGCGGUGGGUUGGGUGAGACGUUGGUGUUGCGGCACAAAGAGGUUCACCACUUCUUCUUCGUCCCCUUCAGGGAGCAGCCCAUCUACAGCACGAGGGCCCACGUCUUCCAGAUCGACCCCAACACCAAGAAGAACUGGCUGCCCACCAGCAAGCACGCCGUCACGGUCUCCUACUUCUACGACAGCACGCGCAACGUCUACCGCAUCAUCAGCCUGGACGGCACGAAGGCAAUAAUUAACAGCACCAUCAGUCCCAACAUGACGUUCACCAAGACCUCACAGAAGUUUGGCCAGUGGGCGGACAGUCGAGCUAACACCGUCUACGGCCUGGGAUUCUCGACUGAGCAUCAUCUAGCCAAGUUUGCAGAGAAGUUCGCGGAGUAUAAAGAAGCAGCCCGACUGGCGAAAGAGAAGAGUCAGGAAAAGAUGGACAUGGCCAUGUCCCCCUCUCAGGAGUCUCCAGGAGGAGAGCUCUCGUCACCUUUGACCCCUGUGACUCCGCCCAUGGAAAGCAUCAACGGCACGGAUGACAUCUGUGACACGCCUCCCAACUCAGACAGCCGCCCAGAGCCGUCUCAGAACGCACUGGCCUUUGCACACAGCCCUGCCAUGACAAAACACUGGGAGGCUGAGCUGGACGCCCUGAAGGGGAACAACGCCAAGCUAACCGCGGCUCUGCUGGAGUCCACAGCCAACGUCAAACAGUGGAAACAACAACUGGCUGCCUACCAGGAAGAGGCCGAGAGACUACACAAACGGGUGACAGAGCUCGAGUGUCAGAGCAUCCAAACGCCAGUGAUCAAAUCCCAGAAGACUGAACUCAACCAAACCAUCGAGGAACUGGAGAAUACCCUCAGGGAUAAAGAAGAGGAAAUAGAAAAAUUUAAAGAGGAAUUGGAAAACAUGAAUGACCUGAUGGAGCAGAAGGACACACUUGCCCAGAAACUUGAUGAGACCGAGCUGCGCAGCCGGGUGCUGGAGGAGCAGCUGGUCGGGGCCGAGCAGCGGCUGGAGGAGAACCAGGAGGAGCAGGAGAGUUUCAGGAAGAGCCUGCGGACACUGCUGGAGCUGCUGGACGGCAAGAUCUUUGAGCUGACGGAGCUCCGAGACACCUUGGCUCGGCUGAUCGAGGAGGCCAGCUAGAGACCGAGCUGCCUCCUCUUCACAGACAGAGCCAUAUGAUCAUUAACAUCCUGGUACCCGCUACUCUCACGCAUCGGUUGAACCCACUCCGCCCCGCCUUCCCCACGCACAUUAGAACUGAGACACGACACUGCCCACGAUUACGAUUUUGCUCAAAAAAGGGCAGCUAACUCCCUGCUUACCUCGGAGGCAUCGAGUUCCAACCAACCGCAGUCACACCUGUAGUUCAAGACGACACAGGGACUACCUCGUCUCGGCCUUCUGAUUGGCUGGCGGAGGUGUGACCGUGGUUGAAUUGAUCUCUCCGGAGGUAGAGAUGCAUGUUGUGGAUGCAACUGUUCCCCUCACCACCCACACCACGUCAAAGAGUUAACUUGAGAUCUGUGCCUCUGCGCCAUCUGCUGUUGGUCUGGGGGAGCUGCACGACAGCUUGCAGCAUCACACACACACACACACACACACACCUUUUCUUCCUCUCUAAACUGCCCUCCCUCCUCCUCCCCCCCACACACACAGGGGAAUGUUGAAAGUCAUGUGGAAAUGAUUGCUGUUAAGACUCAGAGAACUGCGCCAAAGCUGCCAAAUCCCCCAAAAUAGUGUCCUCUAACAAGCAGACGCUUUGAUCCAAAGUGACUUCCUGAGCGGAGCAGCAGAGGCCCGUGUCUGAGCGAGGGCUGCCAGCGGAGCGUCAACAGAGAGUUAAAGGCGGCCUCUCCACCAACCGGCCUCACCGAUUGGCCGGGGCACACAGGGCUGCUGGGACAGAACGUCGGGUUAACUGAUCCAGAGUUACUUCUCCACACCCUGCUCACAAUCCGGCUUCAUUAACGAGUAUUGAAUCUUCCGGAGGCGUUGUUCAUGCCACGCUCAGAUUUUAGAGGCCACGUUCGAUUCGGCUUGAGAAUUCCUGAAUCCAGACGGCUUCCACCGCCAGACACCUGACCUGUCUUCCUGCCAAACUCAGUGUGGCGUGUGUCCCCGAAUAAGGCCUGACCUUUGACAUAACGUGUGCCUUCAAAGCACAUAUGCGUCGACACAUGUUUGCAUAUGAUAUGUGUGUGUGAUUUGUGCUGUUUUCGGACAUCAAGGCCCACACACACACACACACAAACACUGAGCAAUACCAGACAGGCUCGAUACAACACCUCUAUAUUACUCUAUCAGGUACUCUAUUCAGUGGACACAUGCAGAUAGGUCAGAUGCAGCUCAGCUGAUCCCCCCCUGUCCGACAGAAAGUUAACUACUGUUGACCGUGAACCUGUGUGGCAGCCCUGUCUGGGAGGAGUCGUGCUGAGCGAAGGGCUUAUAGAGGGUCAUCUACGUGUAAAUCUCCACCCUCAGUGAAACUGGACUCCGACGUUCACUCUUCACGGGUGAAUAUAGAACUGUACUCAGUUUCUAUUCUUUUUUUACACAGGAUAUAACGGUGAUAAUAUAAUUAUAGAGCUGUAUAAGAUAACUUUCUACUCAUGACAUUGUAAAUGAACGGAUGGAUAACUCGAAUACAGUAACGCCCUGCAGUGGCUUAUUGUUGUGUAUUAACCAAUGGAAAAGUAUUGCAUCGUUAUUAUAGAGUAUAUAUUCUGUAGGUGAACAAUGAAAACCUCUUGAGUAUAUAUUUAAAAUGCGUAACAACACGAUGUAAACACAUAGUGUUAAGCGUUCUGUACCAAAACAUACACUUCUCAAGCAGCUCAUGUACAGGUUAAAUCACAAAACUGCAUCUUAAAAUCUCAUCUUAAAAACUUAACAUUUCUAAAAAAAACGAUAUCCUCACAUGAAAUUCUGCUUAUUCUACCUUUCAAUUGAGCACCCUGUUUGCACUAAGUUAUUACACUGUUGUAACUACAUUAUAUAUCAAGAGAUUUGCAUUUAAUACUAGCACAGCAUCAUUAUUUCAUUACAAAUAUUGUAGUUAGUGACACAGGUUAAUACACUGGAAUAAGAACCAUGUAAAGGAAGUUACCCAUUUCUUUUCUUUCUGGUUUAACUUUGACGGUCGAAUGACAGCGAUGGAAUACCCUGAUAUUAAUGCUAUUGUUAAUGAAUGCCUUUGUACAGUAGUGGAUAAGAAGCUUUUCAUUCUCCUGUUUUGUAACUUAUGGUAUUUAAAUGUAGGUAUUAUUAUUGUAUUUAGAGGUAUGAGAAGAAUGGCAAUAUUUUCGACUAUUUAAAGUAAUUUUGAACUCAUGAUAUUAAAGAGGUACCUCAGGCUUAUGAUGUUCGUAGAUUGGUAAGACUUGUGUGUUUACAGGUGAAAUGAUUCACCGAAUGCUGGUGAAUAACGAUCAGGAGACACACCUGUCGGUGCUUCAGCCAAAUGAAAUCCUUUGUUGAUUUCCAACAAAGAUGGCAUGAGCAGGAUGAGAAGACGCCUUUGUGAACUGAGAAAUGCUAUGUUUUAUAUUCAAAUACAGAGACGGCAGAAUGCAGUGUGUGCA